CGCGCCGCCUCCCCAGCUCGCUCUCUGCCUCUACCUUCUCCACUUCUUUUCCGCCUCCGCCUCUCUCGGGCUCCCCUGGCGCCAGAGCCUUCCCCUGGCUCAGGCGGGAGCCUGGACUGUCUGCAGAGCUCUCUGUAGAGUCUGGGGGCAAAUUUCCUUGUAGCAGAGCCAGCUCCUUGGCUGGGCGACAGGUGCCGAGGGAGCUUCUGGCCCGUGGACCGGGGGAUGCGAAGGGGUUCCCUCCUGGCAUCUCUUUCUCAGUCACUGUGAGUCCGGCCUAAUCGAAGACUGAGGUUAUGAAGUCGAUCCUAGAUGGCCUUGCAGAUACCACCUUCCGCACCAUCACCACAGACCUCCUCUACGUGGGCUCCAAUGACAUUCAGUACGAAGACAUCAAAGGAGACAUGGCAGCCAAAUUAGGAUACUUCCCGCAGAAAUUCCCUCUGACUUCCUUCAGGGGUAGUCCCUUUCAAGAAAAGAUGACUGCAGGAGACAACUCCCCGUUGGUCCCGGUAGACACGGCAAACAUCACAGAAUUCUACAACAAGUCUCUCUCGUCAUACAAGGAGAAUGAGGAGAACAUCCAGUGUGGGGAGAACUUCAUGGACAUGGAGUGUUUUAUGAUUCUGAACCCCAGUCAGCAGCUGGCCAUUGCUGUGCUCUCCCUCACACUGGGCACCUUCACCGUUCUGGAGAACCUGCUGGUUCUGUGCGUCAUCCUGCACUCCCGCAGUCUCCGAUGCCGGCCCUCCUACCACUUCAUUGGCAGUCUGGCAGUGGCCGACCUCCUGGGAAGCGUCAUUUUUGUCUACAGCUUUGUUGACUUCCAUGUGUUCCACCGUAAAGACAGCCCCAAUGUGUUUCUGUUCAAACUGGGUGGGGUCACAGCCUCCUUCACAGCUUCCGUGGGCAGCCUGUUCCUCACAGCCAUUGACAGGUACAUAUCCAUUCACAGGCCUCUGGCCUAUAAGAGGAUCGUCACCAGGCCCAAGGCCGUGGUGGCUUUUUGCCUGAUGUGGACUAUUGCAAUAGUAAUUGCUGUGCUGCCUCUCCUUGGCUGGAACUGCAAGAAGCUGCAAUCUGUUUGCUCCGACAUUUUCCCACUCAUUGAUGAAACCUACCUGAUGUUCUGGAUUGGAGUCACCAGCGUGCUGUUGCUGUUCAUUGUGUAUGCAUACAUGUACAUUCUCUGGAAGGCUCACAGCCAUGCAGUCCGCAUGAUUCAACGUGGAACCCAGAAGAGCAUCAUCAUCCACACAUCAGAAGAUGGCAAGGUGCAGGUGACCCGGCCCGACCAAGCCCGCAUGGACAUUAGGCUGGCCAAAACCCUGGUCCUGAUCCUGGUGGUGUUGAUCAUCUGCUGGGGCCCUCUGCUUGCAAUCAUGGUAUACGAUGUCUUUGGAAAGAUGAAUAAGCUUAUCAAGACGGUGUUUGCCUUCUGUAGUAUGCUCUGCCUGCUGAACUCCACCGUGAAUCCCAUCAUCUAUGCUCUGAGGAGCAAGGACCUGAGACAUGCCUUCCGCAGCAUGUUCCCGUGUGAAGGAACGGCACAGCCUCUAGAUAACAGCAUGGGGGACUCGGACUGCCUGCACAAGCAUGCCAAUAACACAGCCAGCAUGCACAGGGCCGCGGAGAGCUGCAUCAAGAGCACCGUUAAGAUCGCCAAGGUGACCAUGUCUGUGUCCACAGACACGUCGGCCGAGGCUCUGUGAGCCUGCUGCUUUCAUGGCUGCACAGCGAGAGAAAUUCUUUUCUUUUCUUUCUUUUAGCUUAAAAUUUAGAAGUCUGUAAUCUCCUUGGUUAUAUAUUUUUUUUAAGUUUACCAUGUUUAGUAAACAGUGACUGUCACUGUGCUUACUUAUCAGUUGGCUGACAUAUCAAUAGUUUAGGUACUUAAACUCCAUUCUCCAGGGGUUUACAGUGAAGAAAGCCUGUUGCUUCAGUUACUCAACGGUCCUUCAAAGUCUCUGAAAUAGAAGGGAAACCUUUGGCUACAAAAUCUGAAGCCUAAGUAUCCGUAGAAAAACAUCACGAAGUGAGAAAUGCCUUUGUGACCACAACUUUCACGAUAAUGUGGUAUGUGUCCACCCAUAGUAUAAAAAAGUGCAUUUUUACAAUAAGUAUAGUGCUACAGUAGGAAUACUUUGUAAAACGUGUUAUGUCCUGUGAGUUGUGUAUCAGUGUUUACUGUGUCAUUUUGUCUAGCUUAGCAAAACCAGAAGGUAGACCUUCAUAAGAACAAUGGCAUACGGGAGUGGGUAUGCAGCAGGGAGCCCCCUGUUUAGAUGGUAUUAUGGUCCAUGAUGCCAUUUUAGAAACCUUGGUAUUUCUUCCAGUAUCCAUAUCUAAAGUUAACAUUGAAAUAACCAUAAAGGUUUAUUUUUUGGUUAAAACAACAAGAAGAAUUUGAAGACUAUCCAAAGUAUCGAGCAGAAUUCGUGGACAUUUAAACUGUGGGUAGACCUGACUUUCCGUAGAAGGACAUUUACUAUCUUCUGGACCGCAGCUGUUCAGUUGGGUAAUGGAUUAUAAUCAGAACGGAAAGAAGAAGUAUACUGACUUUUUAAGGCUGAUGUUGCCGACUUUCUUCAGUUGUUAGCUCUCCCUGGACCUCUUCAGACAGCAUGUGUCAAUCUUAACGUACACUGUUCUCCCUGUGCAGCUGUUCACUUGUAGUGCAUUGUUACGUUCCAGACUUAUGUAGAUUUCAGGCCUAGAUGGCCAAAACACAGUCUUCUUCUUUUUAACUGAGAAGAAGCAUCGUCUGAUUCAGUGAAAUUGUGCCAUGUGCGUGUGAUUGUAAAUGUGUGCGUGCGUGUGUUUGUGUGUUCUAUCUUGUAACUGUUACAGCAGUGUCACAACACGAGAAAACUCACCAAGUGUGAACGGUACCACUUGCUGCACUCUUGCACAUGAAUUCAGUUUCUAAGAGCAAGUUCUUCAUCAAGUAUUAGCGGUAGAAAUUCUGACAAAAACCUUUCCGAAAAACCUCCCCACCUAAGUGAUUGGGUUCUAAUGAUCUUUAGGUGUUCCAGAAGGCCAGCAUUCGGCAAGGAGUAAUCAGUAAGAGGGGCAGAAACGUAGAGGAUUCUCCCGGGAACAGGCCAGUGUGGGGGAUGGUGGGCACCUGUUAGUGUUCAAAUUCAUGGGAAUGAAAAUCAGUAACAGGGAGAUGGUUCUAAGACCUUCGAAAGCCCCGAACAGGAACAAGUUUCAUGCAUGCAUGCAGGCAGGCAGGGAGACCCCAGGUUAGGGAGCACUACACAGAGCAUGCCAGUUCCCAGGUUCAGCCAUUUGAUAUCAGAGGGUGUGUAGACCAGCGAGUAUGACGAGAGGGUGGUGUAAACCUGGUGGCAGCCCUGUGCCUGGCUUUGUUCGCCUAAGUUUGGGCUAAGGAACAGACAGUGCCUCCACCUGCUGGUAUGAGGACGUGCCCAAGCAUAAAGAUGAGGAUGGCUAGCUUCUGACUGGCUCCUUUGCCAUGGUGCUCAGAAUUGGGCCCUUUUCCAGGAGGGAGAGGUAUUGCUUUUUAAAAGCCGCUUGCUCCUGAUAAGUUCUGCUUGGAGUCUCUCCUCUUCUUCCUACAGCUUCUCACCAGUCCUGAAACUGCAUCGCAUGCAGCAGAAAGCUAGCAUAGCAUCUACCUGGGAUUUCUAGUGUGUAGGGUUCCCAGCCUGAAGGGGCAGUACCCCUUCUUGCAAUCAGUGGUAAGAUGGAUGUGGCCUGAGGGCCAAGCUGGGAUGUAUUUGCCUGCUGAGUCUCUGGCUUUCUUUCUCUGUGCACAGAUGAGAACUCAGGACUCAGGGGGAUUAGUAACUCCAUAGAGAAGGGCAUUGACAGAAUAUCACCAGGGACUAGAAAUCGCCAGACUUGUCCUACAGCAACCUGAAUACUAAUCUUCAUGUCUCUAGUGACCAGGCAGUACCACCUCUUCUCACAACUACAAAGACCUGGUAGGAAAUUCUGAGUAUAGGUAUAAAAAAAAAAAAA
Molecule: messenger RNA, 3990 nt
Organism: Peromyscus leucopus (white-footed mouse)
Lineage: Eukaryota; Metazoa; Chordata; Mammalia; Rodentia; Cricetidae
Gene: Cnr1
Product: cannabinoid receptor 1
Biological process (GO): G protein-coupled receptor signaling pathway
Cellular component (GO): membrane
Molecular function (GO): cannabinoid receptor activity
Source: RefSeq, a predicted model, not a curated record